AUGACCGACAUGACCUCUGAAGCCGUGGAGAAUGUCAAGUAAGUAAACGAAAGGCCCAGGUUGCCGUAGUUACAAAAACUCGUAAGAGAAUUCCUAAAAGCGUGACCCGAACGGAAGCCCUCAGGUUAUUUAUAUAUUUACGGCAAUAUGUUUAAUGUAAAUUGUUACAGUUUUAUUGUAAUAGGUGCUUUGAGAAGUUUUGGAGUAAAAUCAGGAUUUGUAGUGGUUACUGUAAUAUGGGGUUUUUGGAAAGUAAGUUACCUUUGAAGAAUAAUAUUUUUUGUUAUUCAUGGUCAAGCUUUAUUUGUCACAUUUCACAACCUGGGAAGGCAAAACAAUGUUGUAAUACUUUCUAGGUAUAAGCUAACUGUUCAUUAUUUAAAAAAUAUAAAUUUUUAACUUGUACACGAGUUGAAGUGUCUAAAUUUUAAGAACAAACGUUCAAUAUUGCUCUAUACUAAUAAUAUUUGUUAUAGUGAGCCCGUCAGCCCGAGUUCAGGCGAGUUUUCUGAAACCAAGACAAAAGAAGUUAACGUUACUUCGGUUCGGAGCAUUUUGGCCCAAUCCGCUGAGAAUCAUUGGAAUGCGCGAUUGACGAUCGCCGAUGAAUGCGUGUCGUUCUUGGACGAAAUGGAGGCCCGGGCCAAGAAGACUAGCACUCUAACACCGUCUGCUCAGCUGGCCGAGGUUUCACGGGCCGUUUAUCAAGUAAGGAGUUAAUCUUGGAUUGUAUUAAAAUUUUUGUCGUAGCGUAGUUAAUAGCCUAUAACAAUAUGAAGGGUAAAUGAUUUUAAGUUGGUCGCAACUCGUGACAAUUACAAUAACCAUAGCAUAAUACAACAUAAAACCUAUAAUUUUAUAGAAUGAGUUUUAGAACACAUGGUAAGGCUAUAAAUACUGUUAUAUAAUACUAAUUACCAAUAACUGUUUCUUUUAAUCUGUCCAAUAACUUGAUAAUGGACUUCUAGGUAUCAUUUGGUCAAAAACAGUGUAUGUUUUUGGUGGUAACAGAAUACAAAAUUUGUUUAUUGCAAAAUUUAGUCAAUGAGUUAGUCACUUCCAAGUUUCCAUAACAAUUUAGCGAAGUAUUCGAAUAUUAGAUUACCCACAUUAAUAUAGUCUGUUCUAUCGAAUUAUAAGCAAAAAACUGUUAAAACGAGAAAUUUUGAAUUAAAAAAACUUGAACUGAUUUAAGAUUUGAAAUUUUAAAAAUAUUUCGAGCCUGCUUACUUUUAACAAAAACUUACUGUUUAUGUAAAGUAAUAUUACUCGUGUAUAGCUUUACACUUUACUCUUACGCCCAGUAAAGCAACACAUAAAAUCCGUAAAAAGAGUAGAAGCAUCUAUUGUGUACAAUCAAAGUAAAAGUAAAGUAACAAGUGGGCCCUGAGGGACCGGACAAAGGUCGGCACUCGCACAUCCUGGAGACCGCCACUUGCCGACCGACCCUCACAGGUGACCGACCGCUUAAUGUCCUAAUUUAGGGUCUAAAUUUCAUGGCCAAGCUUGUGACUUUAUUGCGCGUGCUUUAUUUGUUUUGUUUCAUUUUAAGGCAGGGUUAUGUUGGUUUACAGUGAUGGAAAUUUUAAAUAUUUUUCAGUUUAUAUGAGAAUAUUAUAUUUAUUGUAAAAUAUUUUUACAAAUUUUUAAGGAUUCUCCGCGUAUUCAAGUCAUGUGUGAAAGGUGUAAAACCGAAACAUAUUGACGCAUAUUUAACGCGAUUGUAUGUUUUCUUAGCAACAGACGAUUAAUUGGACAUGAAUAAUAUGUCUGCAUCAAAGUAUAACACAUAGUAAUACAAAAAACUUUUUUUUUGUUUUGAGAGUACUUUCUCUUAUUUGCUUUUUAUAUAUAAAAGACAAUUUUUGAGAUAUAAGUUUUCUUUUUAGCAAAAAGAAACUUGUUUUAAGCUUAAGUAUAACAUGUUUUACAAUUAGUAGUUUAACACACUUUUUAUUGCAGUACUUUGUUCGUGCUGGACUCCACGCAGCUGCCCGAGAGCUGGUGAACGAAUGCGAGAAGAAGCGGAUUCAACUCAAGAUACCACCACGUCAUGUUCUCAGAGGGAACGACAUUGAGGAAGUCAAGGUGAGUGUUUAAAACGUAAAUUGACAAGUGAGGCUUAUUGAAUGGUGUUGUAUGUCGCAUUUCUUACUAACUCUUAUUAAAGUACUAAAAUAUUAAAACUUAAACUUAACAAUCAUGGCACUACCAUGAAAUUUACGGUUUUGUAAUCGAAAAAUAGUUGUAUAACGUGUCAUUUUUAUAUUUCAUAGUAAACACAACGUCAUGGUAGUGUUAUAUUAUAAUAACAUACGUCGUGGUGAUGUAACUUUAUAAUCAUAAAUAUGUAAGAAUUGAAAACCUUUAAAAUUUUGUAAAAGACCUAUAACAUAAGACUGAAAAAAUAACUUUGAACAUGACAGAACGACAUUUAUUAAAGGUACGUUAUAUAUACAUGCAAAACAUUAACAACGUCUGUGAAUAUGUUCGUAUAACGUCUGGUAAACAAACACGAGUUGAUUAGCACGUGUACGGGGUGCUCAUUUGGGGCUUUUUCCGAAAGUCGAAGCGAAAAAAAGUGUUUUAUGUAGGUAUUCCAGCGUAAUAUGCUAAAAAGUAUCAUGCACUUGCGCUGGAAGUAAACUUUUUAUUUUUGUAACUAAUAGGUUAUGUAGAAUUUGUUUUUCUAUUAUAUCAUAUAAAUCAUUGUAGAAACAAUUACACUUGGCAUUCGAGCGUGGAGAGUCGAGCAAGUUCUUUAAGGGUUGGAAGGAGCUCCAUCCCUCCGAAGGCCCUCAGAUAACCGAAGAGAUCCGAGUGUUGGAGUUCCGACUUCACGUGUAUUUUGCCACUUAUCCAUUGCGACGAACCCCUCAGGACAAAGCUGAUUACAAAGAACGGAUUCAGGAGCUGAAAGAGUAUUUGGAGUUGGGAAAAGGUACUCAAUUGAGUGGGAACGCCGAACUGGUACAGUAUUUUGCACUGCCCUACGCUAACGAUCCGAACAAGCAUCCCGUUUUCAAAGAAUUGCUACAGGUAUUGUUAUGGCUUUAUCUUCAACUAUUCGGAAUUUCGUAACAUUACGUAAGAAAGUUGAUAUAAUAGAAGUUUACGUGUUAACAAUUGUGAUUCUAAAAGUAAAAAAAUAUUGGUUUAAGGACCUCCAGUCAUAUUAUAUUUUAUCAGAAUGUAAGUUUAGAAGCAGUGGGCUAAAAAUUUGUACGAAGACUUGGCCAGAAUUCUAAACAACUACGGUAGACUAGCUGAAAUUGAAGCUGAAGAGGAGCCGAAGAUUGUAGCUUGGUUGGUAAGUUUUGGAUGUGUAAUAGUUAAAAGAUAGUAUUUGAAAAAGCAAUUAAAAAAUUUUUUAAAUAUUUGCAGAAAGCUUACGAACGACAACAAGACCCUCAACCGACUAGUCGAGAGAACUUGAAGGAUUACCGUGAGCUGCAGGACGACUUCUACAAGGUUAUUGAGAUUGCUAGCGAGCUGGUUGACGUUUUGGACAAAACAAAAUUGGGACAGCCGGUAGUUUUUCAAAAUUUGGAAAUAUCGAUUAGGCUGAAUAUAAAAAAAUGUUUUCCAUCUCUAGUCUAGUUUUGUAUAAUACGAUUAUUCCAACUUAGGCUUGAUUAUGAGGUAUUACAAAAAUUUUUAAAUUUAUGUUAUUGAAUGUAUUUUUAUUUUAAUUAUAGGUAUCAGAGAUUCACGUCAAAGAUAUUUCCACAAGACUCAUCGACUACACUCAAGAAGCCGAAAAGCGAAUGCAAAAGUGUUCAAUGGCGGCCAAGAAGAUCAGUCACGGCCAGUUACGGCGAAACAAGUCUCUGAACACACGGUAAGCUUUGUGUAUCUUGUUCUACUCUUUUCAGAGUAUAAUACAUAAAAAGGAUAAUUUUAAUCUACUAUAAGAUCUGUGAAAUCAAGGAUUUAAAAAGUCAGUGAGUGAUUUGUAUACAAUUUACAAUGAACACAUAUAUUAUACAAUCAAUACAUAUAUUGCACAACUACAAUAAAUACGUUUUAUAGAACCGAUGGCACAAAGAAAAAGCUAACAGGAUCAGAAGAGAACUUAGCCAAGAAAGGAGAUUCUAACCAGAAUUCUCAUCCAGCUGAUCCGUCAAACACCUCCCACACCGUAUACCCUCGCAUCCCCAUUGCCGAGCUUCAGUUUACUCGAAUUUCGAAUCAGUUAAUCAAAUACCCGAGUUCCAGAAGCAGCGCUUUGCUUCUACAAGCAUUGCGACAACAGAUCACUAGGGCACCAUCACUGGAUGACUCUAAUGUGGUGCUAUUGCUGUUUGCUGGAAAAGACUUUUUGAGUUUGAGGAAUAGGAAGAAUGUAAGGUUGUUUGGUAUAUUAAAUAUGUUUUAUUUAAGAAUUUGGCACGUUGCUUUUAACUGAUUGCAGAGUGCAAGCUUGGUUUAAUUUUGUAUGAGUAAAAGAAAGAAAGAGGUUAAAAACAGAAUAGUAACACCUUUAAAACCUUUUCAGAGUAUCGUCGCGACGAUCUGUUCUCAAUCAGAAAUGAGUAUGGAAACCAAAGAAGAGUUGGGACGUCUUCUGAAUGCACUGGCAUCGUUUAGAAACGGCCGAAACUACUUGUUGUCGAUUGCUCAAGGCAAGGAACUAUUAUUUCAAAUGGCAUUGGCUUUACGUACGAAGAAAUUAAUGGGUAACGCUGCCGACCAUACCUUGGCUUGUUUACAGAAGUUGAGCAUACGGUAGGUUACGGUAACGUGUAUUGAUGUGAAAUUAGUUGGUAGUAUGACUGAUUUUACUGAUAAGAGCUUGCUAAAAGUAUCAAAAGUUAGGUUUGAAGGAAGGAUUACUAAUGUUAAGGUUUAUGAAUAUUGUUGUAGAGCUGUCGUACAAAAGGAGCUGAUAAUGAGUGGUAUGAUCGAAUGGCUGAUAUCGUAUCUUGAUCAACAACCUGGAAACUUUGCACUUGAAUUUGGCACGGCUUUGUUAACAAAUCUGUGUUUAAAUGCUGUUAGUCAGUCUACGGUACUACGAUUAAAAGAUCAGCUGCUGGCAUUGAUGCUCAAACUUCUAAAGCAUCCUAAUAUACAGGUAUGUAAAACUGGUACCUCUUUAUACAAAAGGUUUAAACAGUAGUUUAUCUUAUUCUUUUUUCGGAUUCUAUAUUCUAAAGUUUACAAAGGCAUUUUUGAUAGCAUUUGAAUAUUUUUUUUUAAAUUUACGUUUAGAUAGCACCAUACCUAAAUGGCACUUUGUACUGUAUAUUUGGGUUUGCCAAAAUUCGAUCGACGGCCAAAGAGAUGGCUUUUGAACAAAUCUUGACUAACAAGUUGAACAAGUGCGAAGGGAAAGAGAACGAGCUGCAACUUCCUAUAGUCAUCAAGGUGCUCAAAGGCGGUAUGUUUGUAAAGUUACAUUACUUUAAGUUUUUAAAAGGUGUUGUGGUUAUUUUUGAAGAUGUAGCAGAGUGUAAAUGUGUUGUGUGUGCUUUUUUGUAGUUAUCUUUUAAACACUACAGUAUACAUUAACAAAAUUAAAAAUUAGAGUGCAGAUUUGGCUUUGACGUAACUUUCUACAAUAUAGCUUACGUUGUAAAGUAAGUGAUGGUUGUAUAUUAAGUAGGUAUAGUACUAUCAUAAGCGCAUUUCAAAUUGUGAGGUGAUUAAAACUUUUACUUAUCAUUCUGGGUAUUGGCCUUGUAUUUUAUUAUAGAUAUUAUAGUGAUCAUAGUAAUAUUUUAUAUAUACUCAUCUCUGUUUAAAACGUUAUUCUGAGUAUUGUAAACAAAAUACUCACUCCGAAUUGAACCCAUACAUUUCUUAUACUACUUCUCUUUAUACUACUUUACAUGUCUCUCGAAACAGUUACACCCACUUGGCUGCAAACGUGGCUUGCCAAAUUAUGGCUCACUUAUGGCCGGCGGUAGGUCGAGUUGUGUUAUUGUGGUAUUACAACGUGUUUACAUGCCCCGUUCGGCGGGGCGAACGACUCGUCGUCCGACCGUUCGUGGUGGGGGGAAACGGCGAGAGGAACGUUCGGGGCGGAAAACGAGCAGCAAGUGGGGGCUGUGCAUGAGACGCCCAGAGGCGCACACCGCCCCGGCGACAAACACGGGCGAACUUGGGGCUUGUCGGCAGCCCAGAUUCCAGCUAAAGACCUGUUUGUCCCCGGCGGGCGUUGUUUGUUCCCCUAGCUUCCCCCUGAAGCAGAUUUCCGUGCUUGCCUUCUCGAGAAGGCCUCGGCGUGCCCAGUUGUAAAGCCGGCUUCGCACCGUCAUGUUUUACAUUGCGGAAUGGAUUGUAGGAUAGGUUGUAAGAUGGUUUAUGUUACUGUUGGCAUCUUGAACUGCGGUAUUCUUCUUGACGUCAGUCUUUAUUUAUGGUGAAAAGAGUAAUUUUAGUCAUUUUUCUAACGUUUAACUUCUGUCUUUGCAUCUUUGUCAUCUUUUUUGCUUUCUUUAUUGUCCUUUGUCACAAAAUUUUAAACUUGUUCAAAUUUGAUCUAUUAAACUCCAUAGUCUUGUUCUGAAUCCUUUUCCCCAAAUUCAGUUUUGUCAACAAUUUCCCCCCCCUCCUAUAAAGGUUUGUUUUGCUCUCGUCGUUCCGUCGUCCUUCGGCGCCGUUUUGUGGCGGAUCCGACGUGUUUCGUCGCGGUGAGUUGUAGGCCAGGUGACCUUGUUCUUCUUUCCACAACCUCACAUUCCUUCAGAAACUAUAAACUCGGUCGUUGCAACUGUAAACGCAGAUUCUUGUUGAUAUAAAGGUUGAGUUUUUGGAUUUUAGAGAUGAUUUGGGUCGAUUCUAAUGCCAACUUUUUAAACUUAUUAUGAAGGUGAGUUAACAAUUCAUGGUUUUUCGACUGAUCUGUGAGUAAAAAAUGUGGUGAUAACAAGUCUUUAAAGAUAACAAACAUUGCGGUUUGAAUUGUUUCAAAAAAACGCUGUUUCGUACUACCCUGUAGCGCCUUUUACCAUCGUUUUUAUGACCGUUCGACCAUGACGUAACGGUAAACAUCCUUUUUGUCAUUCCUUAUCACUACCCUGUCAUGCAUUACUAGCUCAAUCUUUGCUUCCUGACUUGAAUACUUAUUUUAUGAAUUUUAACUAGGAUUCUUGUUUCUCAAUUUGAAUUGUCGCUUAUAAAUUUAGAUUUAAGAGGUUGAAGCUGUUUAAUCUUUUAACAUUGCUUGUUCUAAACUACACUAACAUCGGCUUAUUCCUUCUCAGCACGAUGAAUUUCUUCCUCAACCAAAAGUAUUACAAUUCAAAGCAAAAAGUCAAGUUUAAAACUGUGUGCAAUUAGAGUAAUGACAUCCACUCCACUUUGUAUACGAAUUAAUAAAGUCGCGAUGAAGUUUAUUAAGCCCUCCACCGUGCUUUCCUCACCUUUCUGCCUUAGGCGGCGUGGGGGAAUGAGUGUGAGGUGUGUCCCCAGUUCUUUUUUUCCCAUUUUUUUGAAACAUACAGGCCGGACUUGACCGCCGGAACGCACAGCCUCAAGACCAAAGAGUGCGGGGGGGAGGGAGGCAGCCAGGGGUUGUGUCUCCCUUCCUUCGCGACAAGGUGCAAGAGACGUUUUUCUACUUUUUUUCCAUCUCCUCCGUGUUUCAACGUUUUUUUGCGGGGUCUUUACUGCGUUUUGUUUCGGCGUUUCGAAUUUCAGUGCGGUCUAAUGCCCUCAGGGGCUGAGAUCUUAUUAGAAUUGGAUGGGGUUUAGGGAGUUGGCAGCCUGUAGCUACUGUAGGGUUUCGUCUAGGUAUUGUAAGCGUUUUUGGGCCGCUGUUCGGAAUGAUUUUAUGAUAUAUUGAGAAGAAAGCGUAGAUAGAAAAGAACGCGUGCUUAGACAACAAUAUAUAGAAGAGCAGACGUAGAGAGAAGAAAAGGUAUAGACAAGGAAGUUGCAAACAACCAAAAUAACAACUGCAACCCUCUUAUAGGACAUGCAAUGCGGUAACGGGUAGUUAAAGGUGCAGGCAAGUCUAAUUGGAAUGUUGGGGAAUCCCGAAAGUUGAUGGUGUCAGGCGGAGACGGUUACCAAGGAGUUGUUCGAUUACACAAUAAAAAGAACGGGAUACUGGUAUCUGCCGGGUGUACUGUACAAGAAAGUUUGGAUUGUUUACCGUCUUUUGAUUACGCACGCACAUACGAAGCCAUAAUUACUACGCUGCUUCACUUGAAUUCGGUUUUGUAGGCGUAAUGGGGUGUAGUUAUAUAUAGGCUUCUAGGGGGCAGAUUGGUGGAGUUACAGACACAAUAAACUGGUUGAGUUGCUAUAUGUUAGUUGUCUCUCUGCUAAAUCCUGAUCUAGCUUAAUACUCAAUAGUACUAAAACAAAUUCACUUUUUAGUCAUAAAGUUGUCAUGUCUUCCCCAAAAUCAAUUUAAAAACAACCAUCUCUUCUCUAAGUCCAACAUAUAAACCAUUACACUAAACUCGAUUGUAACAUCCUCUUCGGUGCUUCCGUACCGUAGCCGAUGUUGUCCGACCUACAUGUGUCGCCCCGUUUUUGGGUGCGAUAUUGUUACGCAAGACACGAAUUUGUGUAAAUAACGAGGGGGAGAAUCUAGAUCCGAAUUACUCCAUUAUACUAAAUUGUUUGCGCUCUGAUUUUUCGCUUCGAAUUCUGUUCCCUGAGACUAUAACUGUGACAGAUUACACCAGAUGUAGAUCCACGAUUUACGGAUCACAGCUUGUAUUCUCAGGGCCCAGAAGCUACGAGGUGGUUGUUGAUGAAGGUAAUGUUUGGGGGUUCGUUUAAAGAAUGUUGUAAAAUUUUUAAGUUUGUUGUUUUUACAGUAUCUGGGGCCAAAUUAUUUUUUUAAAUCUUAGCUUACAUUCAAUAUGAUGUUGUAGUUUUCAUUGUUACAACUACACUUGUGUUUGUAACGUUAUUCAUUGUAAGUUUUAUUUUUAGUUUUGAUAUACAAUUUUGUAGGGUUUACAUUGUUUUGUAAGUAACAUUCACACCUUUUGUUGUAAAAUGUUGAUUCAUGGCGUAGUGUGAAGAGGUUUCUUAAAGAUAGCCAUGAAUACCUUUUGAAAACUAGCCAUUUCUCUAUUUUUACCUUAUUAAUAACCCACUUACUUUAGAACAAGAAUCAGAACGGCCUAAAAAGUUGUCCGAAGACGAGGAUGAAGAAGAAGAUUACCUCGAGGCCGAGAUCGAGAGCAGCGACUCCCUCGUCCCCAACAUGACCGAGCAGUUCGGAGAGACCCUCCUCCAGAAACGCUACAUGGGAACGCUACAUCCUACCGCGGCGGCUACACCCGACGAGAACGACGUGAUCGCCACCGUUCCGGGCACGGUACCGCACAAUAAAAACGCCAAACCGCCGAUUCACAAAGGAAAACGGCAGGGUAAAAAGCUUGCCAAACUACCCUCCAACGAUCCUACCUCACCCAUAAAUGAAGACAGAAUCAUGACCACGAUGUCGCAGGCGACUUACGUGUUAGAGAACGACAAGAGAAAGCCGUUGUUGGUGAAUUGUGGUCUAAGGCAUGUUGUCAGCCUGAUGAAUCAAAACAAAACCGUCAUCUUACAGGCUCCUACUAAACGGUCCAAGAGGUAGUGUAUUACGAAGCUAGGUAUAAAUAGGGAGUUCUUUUUACAGCGAAUUUUAAAACUAAACAGACAAGGGUACUCCACAAAAUUCGUACCUUACAAAAAAAAUAGAAAAUUCUUACUUCUACUAAAACAAUAAAAAUCGUUUUAUAACUCAGAAAACAUAGGAUAACUUUGUAAUAACUAAUUGUAUAAAACAUAGUAAACAACAGAUAAACAGACUAAUUGUAAGCAAAGAAUGUUUCCAUUAACAACCUUGCCUCCUUACUUGGUUAUUACGUGCACUUAUUUCAGUGUAAACCCUAAUGAACAAGAGAAGAAGAGUCACAAAGCCAAUGGAAUCGCUGAUGAAAAGGUCAAGAAGCACAAGAGUGAAGCCUCGUUAGAUAACAAAGAAACCGAGAACUCGCAGACCAACGAAGACGUCGCCAAACACGUCUCGGCUUCAGUGCUCAGCAAACUGGAAGCGGCACCUAUAAACGGCCCGCUACAGACGCGGAUACCUGACGAUGUUAAGUAAGCACAACUAAAUCUUAACCUUAUAUAAAGAAACAUAAAAAUGUAUUUGAAUAAAAUUUAAAUUAACAUAAAAAACACCUUUUCAGUGUGAACGAAUACACAGCGGCCUUCGGUUCUAGACCCAAAGUAAUGCGGACACCCGACCAACAAAACUUGAACAACAAAAAGACGGACUUAUUCAUUUAUUGA
This is a messenger RNA of Bursaphelenchus okinawaensis, 10254 nucleotides long. NCBI's taxonomy places the organism in Eukaryota, Metazoa, Nematoda, Chromadorea, Rhabditida, Aphelenchoididae. The record is from the annotation of a GenBank genome assembly.